Molecule: messenger RNA, 1473 nt
Organism: Schistocerca americana (American grasshopper)
Lineage: Eukaryota; Metazoa; Arthropoda; Insecta; Orthoptera; Acrididae
Product: piggyBac transposable element-derived protein 4-like
Exons: 2
Coding region: 1-1473 (490 amino acids)
Source: RefSeq, a predicted model, not a curated record
AUGAUGGAGGCACUAGGGAGGAGGGUGGUGGCGGUGGUGGGAGGACCAAUGCGAGCACACGACAACAUGUUGGUAGGAGAAAGAGCUCCAGUGGGGGAGGAGAGGCAUCAGUUGUGGGUCACGAACUUAUGCGCGCAACAGUCGUCUCUGACUACUGGUAAACCUUAUGUGCCAGGAUCCAUGGAAGAAUUAGAAACUUUCUUCGAGAUAAAUAUCUUGAUGGGCAUAAAACCACUUCCUAGCUACAGAGACUACUGGAGUUCAGGUGCUGAUCUCCAUGAUAGUUAUGUGAGUCAGCUGAUGUCAAAGAGGCGUUUCGAAUGGUUUCUCACCAACUUACAUUUGAAUGACAAUAGUAAAAUGCCACAACGAUGGGGCACCAACUAUGAUAAAAUUUAUAAGUUGCGUCCUUUCCUAGAAAGAAUUUCACAUAACUUACAGAAAGCACUUAAUCCAAAUGAUUGUAUGGCAGUGGACGAAUCUAUGAUUAAAUUUAAAGGAAGAUAUUCUAUAAAACAGUACUUGCCAAAGAAACCUAUCAAGAGAGGCUACAAGGAGUGGGUAUUAGCAGACAAAUCUGGCUAUGCAUGGAAAUUGGACAUUUACAUAGGAAAGAAAGAUAAUGCUGUGGAAAAGAAAUUGGGAGAAAGAGUUGUGAAAGACCUCACUGAAAAUAUUAAAGGUAAGGAUCACAGAGUUUACUUUGAUAAUUAUUUCAGUAGCCCAGAUCUCCUAAGAGAUUUAAAAGAAAACAAAAUACAUGCUUGUGGUACAGUGAAUCCAAGUAGAAAAUCUUUACCUAAGCUGAAAAGUGACAAGGAAAUGAAAAGGGGUGACUAUGAUUGGGCUACUAGCAAUACAGGCCUUAGUGUGAUGAAGUGGAAAGACAAGAGAUCCGUCCAUCUGCUUUCAAAUUUCCAUGAUCCAAUUCAAACAACAGAGUUUACAAGAAAGGAAAAAUAUGGAAAUGAAAUAAAAGUUUCUUGCCCCAUUGCUCUCUCCGAUUACAAUGCCAACAUGAAUUGUGUAGAUAAAUUUGACCAGCUGAAGGGCGUAUAUGAAACUGACAGAAAGAGCAGAAAGUUGUGGCACAAAAUAUUUUGGUACUUUAUUGAUGCCACCGUGGUGAAUGCUUUCAUCAUCCAUAAAGAAAUGAAGUGGCCUAAGACGACUCUGAAGGACUUCAUAAGAGAAAUCGCAAGGGAUUUAGUGGCACCUGCCUUGGUAGCUUCAAGAGGUAAAAAGCGAAGUCUGAGCAGCCAUCUCCAGUUCAACAAGAAGAAAUCCAAUGUUCCGAAAUCUGUGCGUCUUGAAAGUUCAUCUCAUCAGCCAGAAAGAUCUACAAGGAGGAGAUGUGCAGCAUGUAGUUCCAAGAAACAACAAAUUCGCACCGACUGGAUGUGUAGUGUGUGUAAGGUUCCUCUAUGCUUAGGGAAAAGGAAGACAUGCUUCCAAGACUAUCAUGCAUCUUGA